UCUGCAAGCCUAGUAUAAUUUGUAGUAGGAUCAUGCCCAAAGUUGACAAUGAUGACUGAUACAUAGAGGAUAAUUUUACUUAUGUGAGUGAAGUAGACGAGACUUUGGAGAAAUCGAAGGAAAUUUUGAGGAGGUAUUUUGAGAGUUUGUUUGAAGAGAAGGAGAAGAGCUAUGUUGGGAGGAUAAGAAAGUUGGAGCAGAGGGUUGAGAAGUUGCAACAGAAGUUGGAGAUGUAUAGGGGUGGUUCGAAUAGAGCUCUGGAGCAGAAAAUUUCCAAGUCAGAGAAAUUUGAUAUUAAUUUGUGUAUUUCUGCUAAGAAACCUCAGUUUUGGGGGACUAAUGCAAGGCAAGCAUCUCAUUCUUCAAAUGUCCAUGUUGAACCAAGAGAUAGAAACAAAAUUGGCAGGUUCUUUGAAUAUCAGAAUCAUAAAUAAAUCUGAAAACAAAAGGCUUAGAUCAAAAAGAUUCAGAAAGAAGAGGAGGACAUCAGUUCCAAAUUCGAUUUGAGAGAAUGUAGGCAUUAAGCCUAAGUUAGCAAAGCUUUGCUUUAGUCAGACUGCUCCUGAUAUGAGUGCUCAAAUAGUCCCUACCACAUAUAUUUCAAACAAGAAUAAUGAUAAAUUUGCUACUCUAAUUAACUGAGAUCUUAGCUCAGACGAUGAUAUCUCUGUGAAAAGGAACACAGUAGCUAAUCAGGAGUUUAAAACAAAUUUGAACUUGAAGUCAUUAUCCAAUAAUAUGUCUGAUUCUCACCCAGAGUUGAACUUUGAUUCAGGAAAAUUUGGGAGUUUGCAUUAUUCUGACUGUGGAGACAUCCCAAGCCUUCAUAAAAUAGAUACAGAUGCAGCUAUUAGUGCUAAACAAUGUAGCUGUGUUAAUAAGUGAAAACCAAAAACUGCCAAAAUAGAGGUCAAUGAUUCUUUCUCUAGUGAAUUAGGAUCGUACUGUGAAAGUUCAAUUAGUGAAAAUCAGCACUAUCAGAACAACCAGUGAGCCCCGUGAAGUCCUUAUUGUAUAAAUCUAUCCCCAAGCUGUCAGAAAAAGAUAAUCUAUAUGUCAAUAUCAUUUAUGAACUUCAGCCAAGAAUGUCCAAUCUAUUAUAAUGGGAUAAGCUCAGAGUGGUGGCAAAAGUGGUGAGAUUACGUCAAUGUAGAGUUCUUCAAUCCUAUCGAUAUGGACUCUUCAAGCCUGGAAAACAUCCUCAAAAGUUUCAAGACAAAUGGGGAAAAGUCGAUGCGAACAGGUUGCUAUCUCAAGAAUUCUAGAAACUUUGAAACGCUAGAAAAUGAUACACUUGAGUGUCAAGAAAAUUCAAUUAAUCAAAACAUUUUUGAUGAAAUCUGAAGAAAUGACAUUGCUGAAAAUGAGUUAUUAUCAAGCUGCACGUCAUUAAUGUAUACAAAGCCAGGAAAAAUUUCUAACAAGGAUAUUUCUGAGUUCAACCCUCUAAACCAAAUGGUCAACCUUAAGAAAGAAAUGACUGAGAUCUAUGACUAUGUUCUUAUUAAUUCUAAAGGAUGGGAAUACCUCGAGAAUUGGUAUGGAUGCGAUAACCCUGUCUAUAUCCCUGUCCAGCAUAUGUAGAAGGAUUAACAGACAAAUAUUUGUGUGGGUUAAGCACCCUACAGAUUUCUUCCAAAUUAAUUAUCACUCAUG
Molecule: messenger RNA, 1656 nt
Organism: Moneuplotes crassus
Lineage: Eukaryota; Ciliophora; Spirotrichea; Euplotida; Euplotidae
Source: the annotation of a GenBank genome assembly